Thalassophryne amazonica is the source of this 1428-nucleotide messenger RNA. Its product is annotated as OX-2 membrane glycoprotein-like. Bases 159 to 965 code for a protein of 268 amino acids. Gene Ontology annotation, molecular function: cell-cell adhesion mediator activity. The transcript is spliced from 6 exons. Lineage: Eukaryota; Metazoa; Chordata; Actinopteri; Batrachoidiformes; Batrachoididae. The record is from RefSeq and is a predicted model, not a curated record.
AGCACACUGAUCUGAUGUGUGAGCUGUGGAUUACUCUGCUCCUGGUUGUUUUCAUAUUUAACACAGGCUGACUGACCUCUCAUACUGGGAGCACACUACUUUUACUGGACACUAAACAGACUAGAUGUGAUUGUGGGUUGCUGUGGGAGUUGGUCACCAUGCUUCAGUGGGUGAAAUGUGGAUCUGCCCUGCAACUGUGUCUGCUGCUCUGGAUAACAGGAACCAUAAUCCCCACAACACAAGGUAAAGUGAACCUGGAAGGCAACAAAACAGCAGUGAGCGGGAACCCUGCAACGCUGUCGUGCCAGUACAGUCUUCCAGAUAGGGUGGUUCAGGUACUGUGGAGGAAAAGGGCUGAGCAGGGCGACACUGUCACUGUAGCCUCCUAUGCCAAGAAUGCACACCCAAUCAUAGAGGAUCCCUUCCGGGAACGGGUGAGACUGAGUCAAACCUUGGGCGACACCCAGCUGACCAUCCAACAAGUCAGGACAAAGGAUGAGGCCUGCUACACCUGUGAGUUCCACACCUACCCUGAUGGCACCAGAAGUGCUGCUGCCUGCCUCUCUGUGUAUGUUUUACCCAACCCGGAGGUGACCCAUGUGACCUUAUCUUCAGGGGUUGUCGAGGCCAACUGCACCACUCAGUCCCGACCAGCUGCAGAGGUCACAUGGAAUGUUGGUGGUGACAACAAAACACUUGGACCACCCAUUUCCUCAGCAUAUGAACAAGGCGAUGGCACAACAGUUGUGACGAGCACGCUGUUCUUUCAGUCAAGACUACUCAGUGACGCAUCCAUAGAGUGCAUCGUGCACCAUAAGGGUUUAGAGAAAUCCAUUUCAGUGACACUCAAUGCAAAUGUGGGACCCUCCAUGGUGAUGGUGAUCUCGGUGUGCUGUGUGGUUGCAGUCCUGCUCCUGUGCCUCUGUGCUUGUCUCUGCAAGUGUUUAAUCUGUACCAAUGACUAGCUGAUGAGAAUUCCGGUGUGAUGGAGCUGCUCAGAACCACACCCACUGGCCAAGUGUGAACAGAAACAGAUCAGAGCCGACACCGCCGGCCCUCCUUCAGUGACUCGGGAAGAUGCUGCUCGUAUGGAUGCACUUAUAGGUGACCACUUUGCACUCAAGCCUAGAUGUUACACUUAGAGUGGAUUUGUCCUCCUGACAGCUUUUUGGAGCCGCCUCAAAAACAAUGGACUAAGUGGGAUUAGAACAGCCAAAUGUGUUCAAAGCCACUGAAGCUUUUGCCUGAUUUGAAGUCAUCACAGGUGUCUUGGUGGCUUCCAUCACUAGUUUAACUGAACUCCAAGCAAUGUGUAACUUUUGAACUCAGUUGCUGAUCUUUUAUCUGCUGACUUGUCAAUCAAACAGUAAAACUGUAUAACAUAUACCUGGCCAUGAAACAAAGAAUUGUCCUUUUAAGAAUGCCAAU